AUGGAAAAUUCCAGAGAAAGCGGCCGUGCCGCAACCGAAGUGGCUGUCUCCGCUCCUUCCUCGAGCGCUAGCCUCAUGACCUUGCCUCUGGAGCUGCUCAUCGAGAUCAUCAAAUUCGCCAAGCUUUCUAAAAAUCGAAGAGGGGUCUACGUUGAAGAUCGAAAGAGGCUGAGAGUAUUGUCACGGGUCUGCAAACUCUUCCGCGUUUUCACCAUCUCUGACCUCUUCAAGACUGUCUGUCGAACGGUCGAUGAGGACGAGAUCGAAGCCCAACUCAAAGCCAUCGAGGGAAACGCGUUGAUACUGGGUUCCAUACGCCACCUAUCUCUUUGCACCCGAGGCCCCGAGUGGCCUCCGACGAAGUGGCGCAAUGACUACGACCCAUCCGUUAUCCCAUGCUCAAGAGCCACAGCGGCACUUCUAGUUGAGAUUUUGCGGAAGACCACCCCAGAGGAAGUUCGUCUUACCUUCAAAUGUGGAAACAAGUCCAUAGUCGCCUUCUUCCGGGCAGAGCUUGAGAAGCAGAAGGCAUGCCUGCAAUCCGUCCGAGUCUUGGUAUACCCUUCGUCGGUCACCACCAGCUUCAUCCCUCAGACAUUUCCAAACCUUCGUUGCCUAAGUCUCGUACUCGACGGCUCUCCUAUGCACACGGCUGGCCUCAGGGUCAUUGCCCCAAAGCUGCAAACCCUUGCAACGCUAGAGCUCUACAAGGCGCAUUGGAAAUCUAGCGAUCUCGAGGAAGUCGUAAAGCUCUUUCCAUCUAUCAACUAUCUUCUCAUUGAUGGCGAGCUGAAGUCCACUAGAGUCUCACCACUUGGAGAAGCUGGCUUUGACUGA
Messenger RNA from Colletotrichum fioriniae, 837 nucleotides. The record is from RefSeq and is a predicted model, not a curated record. Lineage: Eukaryota; Fungi; Ascomycota; Sordariomycetes; Glomerellales; Glomerellaceae.